Messenger RNA from Austrofundulus limnaeus, 1459 nucleotides. RefSeq names its product WD repeat domain 12 (gene wdr12). The record is from RefSeq and is a predicted model, not a curated record. Gene Ontology annotation, molecular function: protein binding. NCBI's taxonomy places the organism in Eukaryota, Metazoa, Chordata, Actinopteri, Cyprinodontiformes, Rivulidae. The transcript is spliced from 13 exons. Gene Ontology annotation, cellular component: preribosome, large subunit precursor; PeBoW complex. Gene Ontology annotation, biological process: maturation of LSU-rRNA from tricistronic rRNA transcript (SSU-rRNA, 5.8S rRNA, LSU-rRNA); ribosome biogenesis; maturation of 5.8S rRNA from tricistronic rRNA transcript (SSU-rRNA, 5.8S rRNA, LSU-rRNA). Bases 102 to 1355 code for a protein of 417 amino acids.
UGUCUUCACACCGCAUGGCAGAGAGUACACGGGACUGCGUGGAGGUGCGCAGCGAUUAGCUAAUCUUCAUCUCAUCUAAAGACUCGCAGAUUAAAAACAAAAUGUCACAGUUACAGGCGAGGUUUUUCACCGAGGACAAACGGUAUGUGGUGGACGACGUUCCGUUCUCCGUGCCGGCGGCGUCACAAGUCCAGGACCUCAGUAACGUCAUCAACAAGCUGCUGGAGGCUAAACAUGGGUCUCACACCAAGGUGGAGUUUGACUUCCUGGUCAAGGGCCAGUUCCUGCGAGUCCCUCUGUCCACUCACAUGGACACUGAGGGGAUUUCAUCGGAAGACGUGGUGGAGAUAGAGUACGUGGAGCGGAUCACGGCCCCCGAGCCACAGGAGUGUAUGAUGCACGAUGACUGGAUCAGCUCCGUGGAUGCAGACGCUGAGUGGAUCCUGACAGGUUCCUACGACAGGACGGCCAGGAUCUGGUCUGUGGAGGGGAAGGCCGUGACGACGGUGGCUGGACACUCGGAUGUGGUCAAAGACGUGGCCUGGGUCAGGAGAGACGGUCUGACCUCUCUGCUCCUGACGGCGUCUCUGGACCAGACGGUCCUGCUGUGGGAGUGGAACUCUGAGAAGAACCAGCUGAAAGCCCGGCACUGCUGUCGAGGACACACAGGAAGUGUCGACACCGUGUCCACAGACCCCGCAGGCUCCAAGUUCUGCAGCGGCUCCUGGGACCGAAUGUUGAAGAUCUGGUCAGCAGUGCCCACAGACGAGGCGGACGAGGUAGAGGAGCCCGCGGACAGACCGAGGAAGAAGCAGAAGACUCAGCAGCUCGGCCUCAMCAGGACCCCCAUCAUGACCUUAUCUGGACACAGCGAAGCCGUGUCCUCGGUCCUGUGGUGCAGCGGUGAGGAGGUCUGCAGUGCAUCAUGGGAUCACACCAUCCGGCUGUGGGACGUUGAGUCUGGAACCAUGAAGACCACGCUGACGGGCAGUAAAGUGUUUAACUGCGUCUCCUUCUCUCCGUUGUGUCGACGGCUGGCCUCAGGCAGCACAGACAGACACGUACGACUCUGGGACCCUCGCACCAAAGACGGAGCUCUGGUGCUGCUGUCUCUGACCUCACACACAGGCUGGGUCACCGCCGUCAAGUGGUCUCCGUCCAACGAGCACCAGCUGGUCUCUGGGUCUCUGGACAACCUGGUUAAACUGUGGGACACCAGAAGCUGUAAGGCUCCUCUGUACGACCUGGCGGCCCACGAGGACAAAGUGUUUUGUGUGGACUGGACAGAAAGUGAUCUGAUGCUGAGCGGCGGCGCAGAUAACAAGCUGUACACCUACAGAUACGCAGGAGCAUAGGAUACAACUUCUGCUGCAUAAAAAAACUUUGAUUUGUUCAUACUGUUUUUGGUUUUUGUCUUACUUUUCUUUGGACAUAUAAAUUAACUUUUUAUCUCCCUAAA